AUGCGACCACUCAGGUUUCGACGAGCACGAGGGCCGCGUCUCCAGAGAAAGAAUGUGGUGAUGCCUUUCGGUUAUGCUCGCACACAAGGUCUGCAAACACUUUUGCUUGCGAGCAUUUUCCUCUUCCUGGUGAAUUUAACGAUCUGCCAACGCAGCGGUGGACAAUUUUUUACUCCUGGACUACUCAUCAUCAAUGGGCCGGCCCCUGAUUCCAAAAAGCCUGCGGGGAAGAAAAUUUCAAUCUCGUUAGAAAUCACAGGUGAUGGCGUCUUGAAACCAUCAAAUACUGAUGCUGGGACCCAGCUUGCUACAGCAAUCCUAAGUGUUGAGAUAUAUCUUGUCAACCGUGAACAUAACAUUACCAUAAGCCAAGGACCCCAGCUGAUGCAGGGUGAGAGGGGGAGCAGUGUCAAGCACAUGAAUUUCGUGAUUCCAGAGUGUACGCCACCCGGAGAUUAUCAGGUUAUUUUCCAUGAGCUGGAUCGGAUCAAUGGAAAACAGUUUUAUUCAAUUUACUCCCUUCCUUUCCAUGUGCUGAGCCCUCAAGAAAAAGCAGGGACAGAAAGCGUCGACGCAGCUGAACAGAGCAAGUGCGAUAAAUUUACAGUACCGCAGGCAGAGCUGCGGGAUUCACGUCCAUCCAAACAACCUUUCGUCAAGAAAGGGGUUACGGGUUUCAAGCUCCAAAAAGGGAAGAUACCGUUACCCAAGGACGAAGAUAUAUUUGUACCCGAAGAUGAAGUGACUACCUUAGUGGUGCAAGGUACAGCCACUGCGAAACCAGCAUCGCCUGCCGAGGAUGCUACACCGGCUGCCCCAAAUUCAAAGGAAAAAUUCACGCCGCCUGUCGAAAAAUCAAGACCGUCAGUCGAAAAACCAACGCCACCCGCCGAAACGGAGACUCCAGUCCCGCAGCCCAAGCCACCGGCUCAAGCUGAAAACCCAGCACCCUCAUUGGCCCAACCAACCAACCGGGACCAAAAAGCCGCCGAAACAGCAGUUACUGAUACCGCCAAGUCACAGGUAAAAAAGACGCCACUUUUAGAGCAAAAUUCUUCACAGGAAGCUCAAGAGCGAUCUAAAGGAAAAACUACCGACCCCGAAGAUGACCAUGACGAAGAAUCACUCGAUUCUACCCUUAGAAUAAGUUCGGGCACUUCAGCCGACUCACCAGAAUUAUCACGGCAAGCGGAAGUCGACAAAAAUGUGAAGAUUGAAGCAAAGAAAACAAAGUUAUCUGUUGGUUCUCCAUCGCCAACAGCACAGCUUGAGACGCCCCCACCAGAUUCUAAUUCAGGCAAUAAAAAGCCAGCGAUCACAUUUACUGAAUCGGAUUAUUCACUUGACAAGAAGCCGACAAAAAUCCAAGGCGAUGAAGAAAUAGAAGAGUCUGAAGUAGAAAAUUCGAAGGCAGACCUCUUGAGAAAAGCUUCUGUGAUUCCUGAUGUUGAGGCUCCCUUGGUUUCAUCAAGACUGGAUCCAUCUAUCUCUGAAGCCGAGAAAACUGGCCAGAACAUUACUGUCGUGGAAGCUGUAGUCAAUCAUGGCAUUUUGGGAAGCGCCUCACAAGGAAAUAUGGCAAUUCUCGGACAAUCAACUAAUCAAAUGGUUUUUUCGGUCCCAUUGAUUGCCCCUUCAACAUCUGAUUGCAACAUUAUGUCACUACACAGAUGGAAAAACACCUUGUUUCUGCCAUGGGCUCUAUAUUCUAUUAUAAAAUUAUGGAGUUGA
Molecule: messenger RNA, 1731 nt
Organism: Puccinia triticina
Lineage: Eukaryota; Fungi; Basidiomycota; Pucciniomycetes; Pucciniales; Pucciniaceae
Exons: 8
Coding region: 1-1731 (576 amino acids)
Source: RefSeq, a predicted model, not a curated record